Molecule: messenger RNA, 3891 nt
Organism: Lytechinus pictus (painted urchin)
Lineage: Eukaryota; Metazoa; Echinodermata; Echinoidea; Temnopleuroida; Toxopneustidae
Product: ileal sodium/bile acid cotransporter-like
Exons: 5
Coding region: 112-1227 (371 amino acids)
Biological process (GO): bile acid and bile salt transport
Cellular component (GO): membrane
Molecular function (GO): bile acid:sodium symporter activity
Source: RefSeq, a predicted model, not a curated record
AUAUAUUUCAACCAUCAUUGUACAAUCUGAGAAAAAAAAUGGGAUCUGCUAUCAGUGCGUCAUUAGUCAAGAAAAGUUGGGUUUAUCUUUGCAAAAGAAAUCACGUUGAGAAUGGGAGUCUCUAGAGAGUUACUCAGUUUCGACAACCUCACAGCGAGAGAAAACGAGUUUCUCGCCCAAUCAAUGGAAACCCAUGUGAAUGUUUUGUUUAUCGUAAGAAUAACACUAAGCUACGUCGGGUUAGCCAUCGUCAUGUUUGGUAUGGGUUGUUUCAUCUCGAUGGAUGACUUCUCUCGUAAAGAAAUGCAUCUUCCUCAGAGCGUGAUGAUUGGUCUAGGUCUCCAGUACUUCAUCCAGCCCUUGGUCGGUUAUCUCCUGGCUCUCAUCCUCGACAUGGAGACCUUCGAUGCCCUGUCUAUUAUCAUGCUGGCCGUGUGUCCUGUAUCACCAUUCUGCUCCGUCCUCGUUUACUACGGAGGAGGGUUUGUCACUGUCGGAUUGUGCCUUUCAAUGUUUUCUACAGCCCUAUCGAUAGGGCUCAUUCCAUUCUGGUUUUCCUUCUACUCGAGUGCGUGGUCAAAUGCAUAUUACGUCAUAGGUACACCUCGUGAAAUCCUCAUCACCGAAGUCAUCAUCUUCAUACCAACUGGGUUAGGUGUGCUCUUCAAGAGAUUGGCAGGGGAGAAGCGGGCAAGGAAAGUAGCCAAGAUUUGCAGCUUUGCAUUUGUGGUGACUGUUGUGGUAGGUCCUAUCCUGAACGGCAUAAACCAUCCAAAUCACUAUAUCGGUGCCUGGCAGCUUUGGGUGGGUGGCUGUCUUCUACCCUUUGUUGGAUUCAUCUUUGGUCUCAUCCUCGCUUCCGUCUUCAAGUUACCAUACGAGGCCUGCAGCGCUGUCUCGCUCGCUGUCGGCACACCGAAUUGGUUCAUUGCCUCAGCCAUGGCCUGGAACUAUUUUGGGCAAGACGAAAACGCUCUCCAUGAAGUUCUUACCCUGGUGUCCAUCUUCAGCAUAUCCAUGCCUAUCGAGGGGUUCAUCUGGUCCGUGGCCUAUUACGGGGUCGAAGAGCUCAUCCGAAAGAUUUACCCCAAAAUCGUCAUGAUGUUCGAUGAUCCCGAUAGCGAUGACGAAUUGGAAGUUACCGAACUGGAUGAGGAGAUGAAGAGGAAGAAAGAGAGAGUUGUGUAUAUACUUGGACAAGUGUUGGACGAUGAUGAAGAAUAUUAACCAUAUUUCAUUAACUUUCCAUCCUCACUAAUCAAUUCAGGACAACGAGGAAUGGAGGAAGGGAAGGGGGCGAUACUUUCCACUUUAUAGAAUGAUCCAUACAGGGCAAAUCACAGUCAAAUAUGAGAUUUCACAGAAUACCAUCAGUGUGACACGCGUUGUACUGUGUCUUUGUUCCAUUAGGGGGUGUUUAUUCAUGUAUAUGUUAAAUAUUACAAUGAUUAUGAUAAAACACUAUCAUAUACACCAGGACUAUACUCCAUCGGCUAAAGAAUCCCUCCUAUAGUCGACUGAGUCUUACCCAAUGACAAUUUUUGUUCGUGAUAUUCAGCGACAGUUGUUAUAAGCUCCUGAAAAUCUUUGCAUCUGAUUGGCUAAGAGCAAAUUAGUCAAUGAAAAUCACUGACUCGCCAUAUGAACGGUCCCCAGAUGCAGAUCCGGGUGCUUGCAUCUCCCCCUUCAAAUUUUGACCAUUUACCAUAAUUUAUACUCUACGCUACUGCCUUAUCUGCUGGCUUUCAUCGUUGCAAAUAGUACUAUCAUAAUCAGUGUCAAGGAAAUCCCUCAAUUUGGUAUUUUCUUAGAGUUAUCUUUUUAUAUGAAAACUGCAAUUCUGUGUUGAAUAUACAUUGCCCCCCCCCUUCCUCAUCAUGCACAGUAAAAACGCUGUUUAAAUAUACAUCGUUGUUUACACUCUUAAAAUAGUUGGGCAAAACAAAUGCCCAACUUUUAACCAACCCUGGGCAACAUAGUGUCCACACAACUAUUGUUUAAAAUCUGUCCAAAUUGGGUAAUAAAAACUAAUAAUUGGGUAAUAAAUUUGCUCACUUGGAUAAUAAUUGCCCAGAAUAUAUAUAUAUAUUACCAACAUGCAUUACCCAACACAGUGGACAGUAUGUUGCCCAAUAUUUUAAGUGUGUACUAUACGAACCUUACAGUAGUUAAUCAAAGUGUUUAAAAACUACAAAGUUUGAUUUUAAUAUUUAAUUUUCAAUAAAUCAAGCAUGGUUGCUUAAACUGUUAAACAGAUAGUACUGUAAGGUCCAUAUAGUAAAUGGCGUUGUAUAACAAAAGUUAAACAGCGUUUUUACUGUGGAAUGUUUUACCCCUCUAUGUUUGUUCCAUUGGCAAGAACGGGUACUUUAUAAGUGUGUUGCAUUCUUUUGUAAUUUCUUUGGUCCAUAUUUCAUUUUCUAUUCUAUUCUUUAUCUGAAGAUUUAUAUAAUAAGAGUAAGCCUGGCUUCAUUUUUUAUAUGAAGACAGAAAAAUAAAGAAAAAUAAAUUAUUAAUUAAUGUUUAGCGAAAACUAUCAAAGAACCAAAUUCACAAGACUUCACAAAAUUAAAAUGUCCAAGUUCAUCAUUAUUUAUGUUAUUCUAUGGUGAAUUUCAGCUAAACGUUCAUAUUUCUUUCUUGUUUCUCUCUCUAUCUAAUCAACUUGCUGUAAGGUAAUGGACUCCCCCUUUUUUUAUACGAUAAUAUUUUUGUCUACGCAUGCAUGUUCUAGGUAUGUUAUAUAUUGAGUUACGAUUCUGUAUAAUUAAAAAGAAAAUAACAUUGGUUAUGGGUUAAUCACUGCGUAUAAUAAAGUGAAUGAUGAUCGGCUUAAGGCAUUAAGAGAACAAACAAGUUCAUCAUAAGAUGAAGAGGAAUUUUUUUAUAUAAAUGCAAUUAAGUGUUUUUUUUUUUUUUUUUUUUUUUUUUUUUACAAAGGAGUUCUGGAUGGUGUGUGAUGAUGCUUGUAUGAUGAUAUUCCGUAGUUUGUGUAUUUUUCACUUUUUUAUAUCUACGUGUAUAUGCUUGAUAAAUGUGUUAUUACUUGGUGCUAUGAGUUUUAUGCAAACCGACAAGCAACAUAAUAAUGGGUGUAACUUGAAUAAGAUAAAUUAUUGUUACAUAAUAUGUCAUAUAAAGUUUGAUUGUAAUUUUCAAGAAUUCGCGGCUCGAAAUUAACCCUGACUGCGAGGGUACAUGGUGAUUUUAUCUAUUUUUACGCUUACAGGGGCAUAGCGGGCCGAGGACGAAUACAAUCUAGUAGGCUACUAGAAGAACAAUAAUCAUAUUGGGAACUUCUCACAAAUUGAAAGGAAAGUAAUUAGGAAUAUAUCAGAGGCUUUUUUUUUAUAUAAAAGAGAGAAUGAACGCACUAAUAAAAAAUAAUGAUCACUCUCAAGAUGUUUACAAAGGUUAGUGUAAAAGAGGCAUAAUACCAGCAUGUGGGGAAUUUGAGGUUCCUAGGAAAUGAAUUAAAUAGCAUUCAUCAGUUGUAAAGGGCAUAUUACGGAGUUGACAAUUGUGUUCGCCUGGUUGUGAUUAAAGGCGAGGGGGUAGGGGGUGUACUGACGUACUCCUCUCAUAUUUGAAUGAAGUGAUAAAGAUACUUGCCGUAUUCAUGUUGGUGGAAGAAUUCGAAACAGAUUUUUAAAAUGCGGAACAUUUUAUGAUUUAGCCUUUUAUGAAUUAAUGUGCUUCCGAUAUAUUGGCACACAUGCUGUGUAUUGCAAAAGCUAAAUUAUAACAUUUUAUACACUGCAUAUUGCUGCCUAUAUUGUUAAGUUUGUUGUUAUACAAUUAUAUUUCUUUGUAAAUACAUUCUCUUUUGCUUUGGGAUUAUAUGAAUUUUGCUAAAUUAAUGACAGACAAUAAAUCAUGGAUAUAAACGUA